This is a messenger RNA of Benincasa hispida (wax gourd), 787 nucleotides long. RefSeq names its product eukaryotic translation initiation factor 1A. Gene Ontology annotation, biological process: translational initiation. NCBI's taxonomy places the organism in Eukaryota, Viridiplantae, Streptophyta, Magnoliopsida, Cucurbitales, Cucurbitaceae. Gene Ontology annotation, molecular function: translation initiation factor activity; RNA binding. The record is from RefSeq and is a predicted model, not a curated record.
GUGGGGGUCUUUUAGGAAGUUCCUUCGGCCGCACGCCCGCUCAUUCACGAUUAUCCCUCUUUGUAUAAGGGGCUAGGGUUUUUCCCUCUUCCUCUUUGCCUUAUUUUCGACCGUCUCUCUCGCUCGAUUCUUUGCUUGGCAAGUUUCUGAUCACGUCGAACAGUAAACAUGCCGAAGAACAAGGGAAAGGGAGGAAAGAACAGGAAAAGAGGAAAGAAUGAAGCAGAUGAUGAGAAGCGUGAGCUUGUUUUCAAGGAAGAUGGUCAGGAGUAUGCCCAAGUUCUCAGAAUGUUAGGGAAUGGUCGGUGUGAGGCGAUGUGCAUCGAUGGGACUAAGCGUCUUUGUCAUAUUCGUGGGAAGAUGCACAAAAAAGUCUGGAUUGCAGCUGGUGAUAUAAUACUUGUGGGGCUUCGUGACUACCAAGAUGACAAAGCUGAUGUUAUCCUCAAGUAUAUGCCUGAUGAAGCAAGGCUGUUGAAGGCAUAUGGUGAACUUCCUGAGAGCACACGUCUCAAUGAGGGUAUUGCUGGCGGUAUCGAUGAUGAGGAUGAUGGUGGUGCUGAUGAUUAUCUCGAGUUUGAGGAUGAGGAUAUCGACAAGAUUUAGAUUUUCAAGUAACUAUUACUUUGGAAGUUUAGAGUUGUGUUUGUGUGGAUGAUUGGUUAUAUGGAUUUGCUCCACUGUUGUUGUACCUUUUACUCUUCUAUUCUGUUGGAGAAUUGGUAUUUAUUGCAUAAAAUCUGGUAUUGAUAUAUACACACAUAAAUGCGUAAUUAAAUUUACCUUC